Lithohypha guttulata is the source of this 711-nucleotide messenger RNA. RefSeq lists its product as uncharacterized. Gene Ontology annotation, cellular component: phosphopantothenoylcysteine decarboxylase complex. Bases 1 to 711 code for a protein of 236 amino acids. The transcript is spliced from 2 exons. Gene Ontology annotation, biological process: coenzyme A biosynthetic process. The record is from RefSeq and is a predicted model, not a curated record. NCBI's taxonomy places the organism in Eukaryota, Fungi, Ascomycota, Eurotiomycetes, Chaetothyriales, Trichomeriaceae. Gene Ontology annotation, molecular function: phosphopantothenoylcysteine decarboxylase activity; FMN binding.
AUGAAUAUGUUCAUGAAUCCUGCAAAGCGCUUCGACUCUGCAGCGCACCUUAACGAUGGGAAGGUGCACAUCCUCUUGGCGGCAAGUGGCUCCGUCGCUACAAUCAAGUUACCUUUGAUUGCCCAAGCACUUGCUCGAUACGAGAACGUGUCUAUUAGAAUCAUAAUGACUGAGAACGCUCGAAACUUUCUCCAAGGCCAAGCUGAGGAACAGCCACAUCUAGAUAGUCUCGUCAAGGUUUCAGGUAUCGAUGGCAUUUAUUUCGAUCCUGAUGAAUGGUCAAAGCCGUGGGUGAGAGGUGACAAAAUAUUACACAUUGAGCUUCGGCGAUGGGCGCAUCUCUUGUUGAUCGCUCCACUGUCAGCUAACACAAUGGCAAAGAUGGCAAAUGGCAUGAGCGACAACUUACUACUGAGCGUUAUCCGAGCAUGGGACACCACAGGCAUGAUUGAUAUGCAGAAGAAACACAUCAUGAUUGCGCCAGCCAUGAACACUGCAAUGUGGAGGCAUCCCAUCACGAAAAAACAGCUAAGAAGUAUUCAGCAAGACUGGACCGACGAUGAAGAGAGCUCGGUUAUCACGCUGAAGCCUGUUGAGAAGGAGCUCGCUUGUGGUGAUACUGGUGCUGGUGCCAUGAUGGAUUGGAACCAGAUUGUGGCUCGUGUUGUUGACCACUUUCAACUGCAAAAACGGAUAAACGGUGUUACAUGA